AUGAUGGCGCCCAUCCGCUCGAAGCCCCCAGUAGCAAACAACGAUUUCGCCGUCAACGAAGAUCCAGAGCGCCUGGACAAUGUUUACAAUCGAGUGUUGGGGAAAGAAGGAUACAAGAUGCUUACAGACGAGGUCAAAUGGCUGGCCGUUACGCAUAAGAGCUUCGAUCAUGGGAGAAGAGGGUUCAAUGAACGAUUGGCUUUUCUAGGGAAAAGGAUAGUGCAACUACAAACAUCACUCACUCUCUUCCACAGCUCCUCCGCAACGCCAUUCCCAGAGACGCAAGAUCAGUACGGACGGGAGCCAUUCCGACAUCCAGCACUGGACGGCCUAGCCGGUGUGAGCGCGGAGAGUAAAGAGCAGAUAUUGAGAACGGGAAGGACAGCUCAGCUUGCCGAGAAAUAUGGACUCAACACUGUGGUACGGUGGAAGCCCAGAACGAUGGCGAAUCUCAAAGGGUCAGGCCAGCUUAUCGUGACAUCGCGGGCGCUGUAUGCAAUUGUGGGGGCCGUUGCAUUACAGAAGGGAGGGGAGGUUGCUAAUAAUGUUGUGAGAGAGCGGAUAUUAUGGCCAUUAGGGCUGCAGUGA
Molecule: messenger RNA, 588 nt
Organism: Letharia lupina
Lineage: Eukaryota; Fungi; Ascomycota; Lecanoromycetes; Lecanorales; Parmeliaceae
Exons: 3
Coding region: 1-588 (195 amino acids)
Biological process (GO): RNA processing; mitochondrial translation
Cellular component (GO): mitochondrial large ribosomal subunit
Molecular function (GO): ribonuclease III activity; structural constituent of ribosome
Source: RefSeq, a predicted model, not a curated record